AUAACUUGCACAUUAAUGAUUUCCCUUGCGUAAAAAAAAAAAAAAAAAGAAAAAAAAAAGAAAGUCAAAGCGUGCGUGUGUGUGUGUGUGUGUGUGUGUGUGUGUGUGUGUGUGUGUGUUCGUGUGUUCUCGUCCGGUAGGCUGCGCUAUGCUCGCACCCGCAGGAGUCGCUCUCCCCCGCCUUGAGUGCGCGCGCUUCCCCGGUCCCACGCCGAGAGUGUGUGUGUGUGUGUAUGUAAGAACGCGCGUUUGUGAACGCCGGAGCACAUUGCUGUUGCAGGAGCUUCGGCGAGACGGUCGCUCUACCGAUGCGCGGUCGGAUACGGAACUUCUCAUGGAUACGGCAAAGUAGCGCGCCGGCGCCUGUCACUCAACGAGCGGAUUUAUUACUCUCGAGGAUAGGAUGGGUUUGGUGAUGGGAUGGCAGUGAGCAUGGCCCUUUGGGCAGGCAUAUGGGCCAUUCUCCUACAAUUGGCCCUCUUGCUGUUCUUCUCUCCACCUCCAGGCCACUGCCAAGGUGAAAGGUCCCACCUACAGUUUACUCAACCACUGUACCAUGCAUCAGUCUACGAGAACUCGGCCGCCCGCACCUAUGCUGCCAGCCAGGUGCGCAUGGGUAUCCCUCUCCAACAUCACUCAUGGGAGGUAAGGUACCGCAUCACCUCUGGGGACGAGGAAGGAUUCUUCAAGGCUGAGGAGUACACUCUGGGUGAUUUCUGCUUCCUGCGGAUAAGAACAAAAGGGGGGAAUGCUGCCAUCUUGAACCGUGAAGUUCAGGACAACUACAUGUUGACAGUGAAAGCUUCCAUUAGGGGGGAUACAUCAGAGGCCUGGACUAAAGUUAGUGUGCAGGUAUUGGAUAUGAAUGACCUUCGACCCCUUUUCUCCCCUACCACAUAUUCAGUUACCAUUGCGGAAAGCACACCCCUACGCACCAGCAUAGCUCAGGUCACUGCCACGGAUGCUGACAUAGGAUCAAAUGGAGAGUUCUAUUACUUUUUCAAGGAGCGGAUGGAGCUGUUCACUGUGCACCCAACUAGCGGAGUUGUUUCUCUCAGUGGGAAGCUGGAUGUUAACACUCAAAGUCGCUAUGAUCUUGAGAUCCAAGCUGUAGACCGGGGAAUGAAGCUCUAUGGGAAUAAUGGAGUAAGCAGUACAGCUAAACUUUUUGUUCAUGUAGAACGGAUUAACGAGCAUGUGCCCACUCUGAGUAUCGUUACAUUAGCACCUGUAUGGACUGAGAAAUCCCCAGUAGUAGCUGUGGUCACCGUAGAGGAUCUUGAUGAAGGGGCAAAUGGAGAAAUUGAAACAGUGAGCAUUGUGGCUGGGGACCUUCUUGAACUCUUCAGCAUCGAAAGGACAGAUGUGCCAAGUGAAAAACUGGUGGAUGAGGAAGUCACUCAGAAAGGAUCAAACGAGUUUGUCCUUCGUGCAACAGAGCAGUUAGACUGGGACAGUUAUCCAUUUGGAUUAAACCUCAGCUUGCAGGCUCGGGAUCGUGGAACACCUCAGAAGUUUUCUGCUGUGCACACGGUGCACUUACGACUGUCACGACCAGCCCAGGUGGAAGUCGCAUUUCAGAAGGACGAAUACGAGGUCCUGUUGAGUGAAGUUGCCCCUCCUGGAACUGUUGUGGAGGCUGUGAAACUCCAGCCAGAGCCAGAUGAUGCUGAGUACAUUCUGACUCCAUCUGCUGAUUCAGGGUUCUUCAGUAUCAACACCAUGACUGGCGUCAUCAGCACGGCACGUUGGCUCACCCAACUCACACAGGAAGUAUUUGAGCUAGAAGUCUUAGAAGUAGACAGUGACCUUAGGGUCAAGGUUAGAAUCAUUCUUGAGGAUGCCAAUGAUAAUGCACCAUCAUUUGCUCAGCAGUCUUAUGAGGUAUUUGUAAAUGAAAGUGUUGCGGUAGGCACCACUGUUGUUGUGGUGACUGCUUCUGAUGGUGACCAUGGGGAAAACGGGUACAUCACAUAUAGCAUGGCUAGCUUGACACAAUUACCUUUUAGUGUUCAGCAGUUCACCGGAGCAGUCACAACAACACAGGAGCUAGACUUUGAAUCAUCUGUAGAGAGAUUUAGUUUUGUGAUCCGUGCUUCUGACUGGGGUUCCCCUUAUAGGCGUGAGAGUGAAGUCAAUGUCACUGUGCACCUAGAGAAUGUUAACGAUAAUAAACCCCUAUUUGAGAAAGUGGCUUGUGUUGGUGUAAUCUCUCGAGACCUUCCGGUAGGUGAGGUUAUCGCCACAAUGUCAGCUAUAGACAUUGAUGAGCUAGAGCUAGUCAAAUACAAGAUCCUCUCAGGGAAUGAGCAAGGGUACUUUGACUUAAAUCCCGAUUCUGGUGUCAUGACUUUACAUCACUCCCUAAACACUGCAACACCCAAAAACUCAUUCAGUCUAAAAAUUACUGCUACAGAUGGGGAACACUUUUCCGAUCCCAUGUUUGUGAACAUAUCUGUAGUGCAAGGGAAGUCACCGCCCAAAAGCUUUAGUUGCACCGAAACCAGAGUAGCCCAACGUCUAGCUGAGAAACUUCUGAAGAAAGCCAAAGCUAGCAGUAAACCCAAAAUGGAGGAGGGCUUUAUAGACCUGUUCUCUGUGAACCGCCAAACGCCUCAAUAUGAUAAAUCCUUCCCAACUGACAUUACUGUGCGUGAGGAUGUACAAGUUGGCACGAGUGUGUUUCAGGUAAAAGCUUUCGAUGGAGAUACUGGGUUCAAUGGAUUACUCUUAUACGCCAUUGCUGAUGGCAACACAGACAGUUGUUUUACUAUUGGAAUUCUGAAUGGCGUAAUAAGCAUCUUCCUUCCUCUAGACCGUGAGAGGACAGAUCGCUAUCUUCUAAACAUAACGCUGUAUGAUUUAGGCCAACCACAAAGAUCAUCCUGGAGGCUUCUAACGGUUUACAUAGCAGAUGCAAAUGACAAUGCACCUCAGUUUCUUCAAGAUGGUGGCUACCAGGCCCGCAUUCCCGAAAACACCCCUAUUGGUACCGAAGUCAUCCAGGUGGAAGCUACUGAUAAAGAUCAAGGUCUCAAUGGCGAGAUCCGGUAUGCCCUACUCACCAGCACUUCACAGUUUGGCAUCAACAGCUCCAGUGGGAUUAUAUAUGUUGCAGGUCAGCUGGACCGUGAGUUUGUUCCGUUCUUCAUAUUAAAAGUGGAAGCGCGAGAUCGAGCAGAGCGAGUGGCUCAACAAUUUUCAGUAACAACUCUUAAAAUCUAUCUCGAGGAUGUUAAUGAUUGUCCACCAGCCUUUAUCCCAAGUGUUGUCAGCGCCCGUGCACUAGAAGACCUCCCAGUGGGCACUGUCAUUGCCUGGCUGGAUACACAAGACCCUGACCUGGGACUUGGAGGGCAGGUGCGAUACUCACUCGCUAACGACUACGAUGGCCAUUUUGAGGUCGACAAGAUUAGUGGUGCCAUUCGUCUCACCAAGGAGCUGGAUUACGAAACUCAACAGAUCUUCAACCUAACAGUUCGAGCGAAAGACAAAGGCCGACCGGUGUCUCUCCUGUCAGUUAGUUUUGUUGAACUGGAGGUGGUGGAUGUUAAUGAGAACCUGUACGCACCAUAUUUCUCGAACUUCGCCAUGAACGGAUCAGUAAAGGAAAGCGUUCGGAUCGGGACUUCUGUGCUCCAGGUGUCUGCAAGGGAUGAUGACACAGGAAGAGAUGGCGAGGUGCAGUACUCCAUACGUGAUGGCAGUGGUCUUGGGAGAUUCACCAUUGAUGAAGAAACAGGUGUCAUCUACACUGCAGAUCUGUUGGACCGAGAGACGCAGGACUCCUAUUGGCUGACAGUGUACGCUACUGAUCUGGGAGUGGUCCCGCAGUCAGCAGCACUACAAGUGUACAUACAGGUUGAGGAUGUUAACGAUAACGCCCCCCUCACAUCUGAGCCGAUGUAUCAUGCCACCAUUCCGGAAAAUUCCCCAAAGGACCAGUCCGUCAUUCAGGUCCAGGCGCAGGACCCUGACGCCACGGCAGCCGAGCCCCGCCUGUCAUUCCGUAUCUCCAGCGGCAACCCGCAGAACUUCUUCAGCAUCAACCCGCGCACCGGUCUGAUUACCACAACCUCUCGGAAACUGGAUCGUGAACAACAGGCUGAGCACGUACUGGAGGUGACUGUAUCAGAUGGCGGACCUUCUCCCAGACACACCACAGUAUGGGUGGUGAUCCAGGUGUUGGAUGUUAAUGAUAACAAACCAACAUUUCCAGAGAAGGUGUACCAGGUCCGUUUACCAGAGCGCACCCGUAAACAGCGAGGCGCUCCUAUAUAUCGAGUGUUUGCCUACGACCAAGACCAGGGCGCCAACGCUGAACUCUCCUACAGCAUCGUCGAUGGCAAUGAGGAUGGGAAGUUCAUAAUCGAUGCCAAAACCGGUGUGGUUUCAUCACCCAAGAAACAGUUCACAGCUGGAACCUAUGAUAUUCUUACCGUGAAGGCAGUGGAUAAUGGACGUCCUCAGCGCUGGGCGACGGCUCGUUUGCACAUCGAGUGGAUCCGCCGUCCUCCGGCCAGCCCCGUUCCUCUCGCCUUCGACGAGCAGCUUUACAAUUUCACCAUCAUGGAAACUGACAAAGUGGCAGAUAUUGUAGGCGUGGUGUCCGCCCAACAGCAAGGCUCCGCCUCAUUGUGGUUUGACAUCACAGGCGGUGAUGUGGACAGUACGUUUGACGUUGAGAAAGGAGUCGGCACUAUCGUCAUCGCUAAACCUCUGGACGCAGAGCAGCGAUCGUUCUACAAUCUCACUGUGGAGGUCACAGAUGGGACUAAUAUAGCAUACACUCAGGUCCACAUUACUGUUCUGGACAACAAUGACAACGCCCCCAUUUUUUCCCAGCCCACCUAUGACAUCACAAUCACCGAAGACACGCCCCCGGAUACUGAGGUGGUUCAGGUGUUGGCGUCUGACCGUGACGAGCGUCACCGUUUGACCUUUAGCCUUCAGAGCAGCGUUGACCCCAGCAGCAUGCGGCUCUUUCGCAUCGACCCUAACAAUGGAGUCAUCUACACGGCUCGCAGACUGGACCACGAGAGCCGAACUCAGCACAUCCUCACAAUCAUGGUGAAGGAUCAAGAGUUCCCGUACAGACGUAGCCUUGCUCGUGUCCUGAUUGGUGUAGAGGAUGUGAAUGACCACGCCCCUAUUUUCACCAUGGUGAUGUAUGAUGGACAGGUGUAUGAAUCAGCAGCACUGGGAUCAGCUGUUCUCACAGUGACUGCACUCGAUAAGGACAAGGGCCAAAAUGCACAAAUCAGUUACAGCAUUGACUCAGGAAACACAGGAAACACUUUCCGGAUUGAUCCUGUUUUAGGCAUCAUCUCACUGGCUAGGGAGCUGGACCUUUCCAACAUCGGUCACUACGUCUUGUCUGUUAAAGCAACAGAUAACGGUUCUCCAGCAUUGUCUUCAACAGCUGUAGUCCGGAUUGCGGUCACCUUGUCCAAUAACGCUGGUCCCAAGUUUCCCCAAAGUGAAUAUCAGGCAGAUAUAUCAGAAGGUGUCGCCAUUGGAACUUCAGUCAUCACAGUGAAUGCUCUAAGUCUGUCUACCCUUACCUAUGACAUUCGCCAAGGCAAUGGUCAUCGGACAUUCCGCAUCAACCAGUACAGUGGAGUGAUCACUACGCAGAAAACAUUAGACUUUGAAACUGUUCCCUCCUACAUGUUAAUAGUCACUGCAAGCAACAUGGCUGGACAGGCCUCAAAUGCUACAAUAACCAUUACAGUUAUCGACCAAAAUGACAAUGCCCCAGUAUUCGAACAGCUGCGGUACCAUGGAAGUAUCAGUGAAGGUGCCGGGCUUAACAGUGUUGUCCAAAGUGACAAUGGACAACCGCUAGUCAUACGAGCAAGUGAUGCUGACCGCAACCAUAAUGCCCUGUUGGUGUACCAGAUAAUGGAAGAAUCUGCCAGGCGCUUCUUUGCAGUAGAUGCCGGUACUGGCUCUAUAAGGACAAUUGGUCAGCUUGACCAUGAAACCACACCUACAUUCCGCUUCCAUGUUAAUGUCCGAGACAGUGGACAUCCACAACUUUCAGCUGAGCAUCCUGCAGAAGUUACUAUUGAGGUGCAAGAUGUCAACGACUGCCCGCCUAAGUUUUCUCAGGCGUCUUAUGAAGCUGUCCUUUUGCUUCCAACAUAUGAAGGUGUGGAAGCCCUACAAGUUUUUGCUACCGACCCCGAUAGCGAUGGCCAGUCAGAGCUCACUUACUCAUUGACCGAUGGCAGCAUAGAACAUUUCAGCAUUGAGCCAAGCACUGGACUGUUGACUGUAAGAAACAGUACUUUUAGCAAAGAACGAUUUCGAUUUAAUGUCCGUGUUUCAGAUGGACGCUUCUCCAGUACCGCUCUGGUAACUGUCCUGGUUCAUGAAGCUCUGGACAGUGGUCUGGCUUUUACUCUUAAUACCUACAACGCCAACAUUGAGGAGAACAAUGGUAACAUAACAACAGUUGCUGUCGUUACAGCACUAGGGAACAAGUUGAAUGAACCCCUGCGUUAUACUUUGUUAAAUGCAGGUGGGAAAUUUCGUAUUAGGCCAACGUCCGGUGCCAUUGAAACUGUUGGAAUCCCUUUAGACAGGGAGGAGGAGGAGGAAUAUGGACUUUUGGUCCAAGCAGGCCGUGAGGAAGAUCGGCUCCGUGUUGCAAGAGCAUUGGUCCGAGUUCAAGUCACUGAUGUCAAUGACAAUUCUCCAGUUUUUGUUGGAUUGCCAUACUAUGCUGCUGUUCAAGUGGAAGCGGAGCCUGGGACAGCAAUAUUUCGAGUGACAGCAGUGGACCGGGACAAAGGACAAAAUGGAGAGGUGAACUACUUUCUGCAGGAUGAACUGGGGCAUUUUGAAAUAGACCGUUUGAGCGGCGAACUUCGCUUACGGAGAGCUUUCGAAGCUGAUCUCUCUAGUGUGGAAUAUCAGGUUCUGGUGUUUGCCCGUGACAUGGGAACACCACCUCUUUCCUCUUCAGUCACCUUUCCUGUCACAGUAGUAAACAGAGCAAUGCCAGUGUUCGACCGACCAUUCUACUCAGUGAAAGUGAGCGAAGAUGUACCAAUAUGGACUCCAAUUCUGGGAAUAAACGCCAGCAGCCCCGAUGGCCAGAGUGUCCUUUAUACAAUCACGCACGGUGACCCAGGAACACUCUUCUCCAUUGGAUUUGACACAGGUGUCAUCAGUGUCAUCGCUGCUCUCGACUAUGAGACUAGCCCUUCCCACAGACUCAUUGUCAGAGCAACGGACUGCCUCACAGGCGCUCGUGCAGAAGUGGAUGUUGAAGUUACUGUUUUGGAUGUCAAUGACAACCCUCCAGUCUUCGAGCAGCCCUCAUACAAAGCUGUAAUUUCUGAAUCUGCCAUGAUUGGGACUGCAGCUCUGCAAGUUCUUGCAACGGACAAUGACUCUGAGAAGAAUGCAGCCAUUCGGUACCAAAUCAUUCCAGACCGCACUAACAGCACCGACCACUUCCACAUAGACAGCAGCAGUGGUCUAAUUUUGACAGCUCGCUCCUUGGACCAUGAGUCCAUCCAGCGCUAUGUGUUUCUUGUCAAGGCAGCAGAUAAUGGCUUUCCUCCACUGAGCAGUGAAGUGUGGGUCACAGUCGAUGUCAUGGACACAAAUGACAAUGCUCCUGUAUUUAACCAACUGCUCUAUGAAGCCUCUAUCAAUGAGUUGGCACCAAAAGGCCACUUUGUUACAUGCAUCCAGGCCUCUGAUGCAGACCGUUCAGACACAGAACGCUUGCAGUAUGGCCUGGUGUCUGGAAAUGAAAAGAUGCUGUUUGAGCUUGAUGCUGCCUCCGGUGUCCUCACUCUGAGUGGCCAGCGACGCAUGCAGCGCAUGCCUUCCACCAUCACCCUAAAUGUAAGCGUUUCCGAUGGAGUGUUUACUAGUACGGCACAAGUGCACAUUCGGGUAGAGCGAGCUAAUCUACACGCCCCCCAGUUCACCCAGGGCAUGUACGAGGCUGAUGUACGGGAGAAUGCACUAGUGGGAUCAAAGGUCAUUGCAAUCAGGGCACAAGACGCUGAUCCUGGACCUUUUGGGGAUGUGAGUUAUGUGCUGCUCUCAGAUUCCGCUCGGGACUUGUUCAGUAUUGAUGGCAGUGGACAAAUUACGAGUCUUGAACGUCUAGACCGGGAAGAACGAAGUGAGAUUGUGCUGUCCAUUGCAGCUGUGGAUGCUGGUGGCCGAUCUGGAUAUUGCAGUGUCCGGGUUACCAUACUAGACGAGAACGACAACGCUCCACAGUUUGGCGCCUCAGAGUACCAUGCAAGUGUGCGGUCCGAGGUUGAACCUGGUACCCUUGUGACGCAAGUACAAGCUUGGGAUCUAGAUCAAGGUGCCAAUGGACAGGUGAGCUACAGUCUGUACACUGAAGCCAGCCUGCAAGUUACUGAACUUCUGGAUAUCGACCCAGACAGUGGCUGGGUUGUCACCAAAGGCAAUUUCUCCCCUUUGCGUGGGUCUGUACUGUCCUUUUUCGUUAAAGCCUCUGAUGGUGGGGUACCUAUUAGGCAUUCCCUUGUGUCAGUCUACAUACAUGUUUUGUCUGCCAAUGCCCACAUACCUUCCUUCAGCCAGCCACAGUUCUCCUUUACUGUGCCAGAGGACAUGCCCAUUGGUUCCUUGUUGGGAGCAGUGCAUCUACACACCUCAACUAGCCACUCGUCCUUACCAGUAAGCUUCUCAAUGGUGAUCGGACAGACUCCAGAGAGUAACAGUGAUGGAGUGUUUGUGGUUGACAAAGAAACCGGCAUGAUCAAACUAGACAAAGCACUGGACCGAGAGUGGACACCAGCCUAUCAUUUCAAAGUUAUGGCAGUGUUGCAGCAGGGACGUUUGGACGCAGUUUCGGCUGUAGAUGUGGAGGUCAAAGUACAAGAUGUCAAUGAUAACAAACCUGCAUUUGAGUCAGAUAACUAUGAAGCAUCAGUCACUGAGGGUCUUUCUCCUGGGACUAGGAUUCUGCAAGUACGAGCUUUGGAUCCUGAUUGGGCAGCUAAUGGUCAGGUGACUUACAGUCUUGCUCCCCCUGGGUUGCUUGGUGGCUCUGGUGGUGAGGACAUUGAAGAACAUGGAGCCUACUUUACAAUUGACAGCAGCUCUGGUUGGAUAUCAACACUGAAAGGGCUGGACCAUGAGCAGAGCCCUGCCCAUAGUCUUACAGUCUGGGCAUUUGACCUUGGAGAUCCUGCCAGCCAGUCAUCCUCAACAACUAUAACUAUAGCAGUGAGCGACUCCAAUGACAACAUACCGCAGUUUCUUCAGCCACGUUACUACGGAAGUGUUCGUGAGAGUGAUGCACCUGGUGAAGUAGUGGCAGUAUUGAACACACGGGACAACGACAGCUCGCCUGGAAACCGACAAGUCACCUAUCAUAUUACAGGUGGCAACAGAGGAGGGGUGUUUGCUCUCGGCUUGGUUCAGGGAGAGUGGAAACUGUACGUUAAACGACCGUUAGACCGCGAGGAACAAGAACAGUACCUCAUCAAUGUCACGGCGACAGACGGACUCCAUGUUUCCACGGCAGCCGUAGAGGUCAUGGUCAUCGACACCAACGACAACAGCCCCGUCUGUGACCCGGCCGUGUACUCGGUGUCCGUGUCUGAAGACGUCACCAUAAAUAAGCAAAUCCUCCGGGUCAGAGCUACAGACGCUGACACGGGUGCAAACGCACAGAUCCAGUUCUCCCUGUUCGGUUCUGGAGCAGAAGACUUCAUCAUACACCCACACACAGGCGAGCUGAAGACCGCCGCGGCGCUGGACCGUGAAAAGGUGGCGCAGUACUCUCUUGUUGCCCGUGCGACGGACAGCGGUGGUUUGUGGUGCGAGGCUGAGGUUGUGGUGGUUCUCUUGGACGUGAAUGACAGUCCGCCGAUGUUUAGCAUGCCUCAUUACACCGCUAGCGUCUAUGAAAACACCGCCACUAAAGCUCUGCUGACCCGAAUACAAGCCAUAGACCCUGAUCUGGGUGUUAAUCGUAAAGUGGUCUAUUCCCUUGUUGAUUCGGCUGACGGGUUCUUCUCCAUUGAUAAAUCAUCUGGGAUUGUUGUUUUGGAGCGUCUGCUGGACCGCGAGGUUCAGUCUUCAUACCGUAUAACGGUCCGUGUGUCAGAUCAAGGCGUUCCCGUUCGCCUCUCUUCCCUUGCGAACUUAACGAUCACAGUUUUGGACAUUAAUGACAAUCCGCCCGUGUUUGAGAGGAGGGACUAUCUGGCCACGCUUCCUGAAGAUGUGGCAGUGGGUACAGAAGUGGUACAGGUUUAUGCUGCCAGUAAAGACAUUGGCACCAACGCUGAUAUUUACUACAACAUCCGAUCCGGAAACCAACAGGGCCAUUUCACCAUCAACAUCAACACAGGUGCCAUCUCUGUAUCUCGACCGCUGGACUUUGAGUCCUGCAAGGAUUAUUUCCUAACAGUGGAAGCAACUGAUGGCGGGACUCCGCCCCUUAGUGCUGUUACCAUGGUGAACAUCAACCUGACAGACGUCAAUGACAACGCCCCCAUGUUCAGCCGCGACGCCUACAGCGUGUCCAUCAGCGAGGACGCUAACAUAGGAGACACCGUGGUCAAGGUGACGGCGGAAGACGUCGACAGCCAAGCGAACAGCGACAUCCUGUAUUCCAUCGUCAGCGGCGACCGAGAGAACCAGUUCUUCAUCGAGCCAAUCACGGGCCAGAUCAAAGUCAACAAGCAGCUGGACCGAGAAACGAUGGCUGGUUACUCGUUGUCUGUCAGAGCGCUUGACAGCGGGACGCCUGCGAUGUCCUCAACCGUUCAGGUCAACAUCGACAUCUCUGACGUCAACGACAACCCGCCCACCUUCACUCCAGCCAACCACACUGCUGUAAUACAGGAAAACAAGCCUUUGGGAACAAGUGUCCUACAGCUGUCCGUCAUCGAUAAGGACGCCAGCCACAACGGCCCGCCUUUUCAUUUCCAGAUCCUAUCAGGAAAUGAGGGGGCGUGGUUUAAACUGGAUAGAGAGGGGCUGCUGACAUCUAAUAAGGUGUUUCGUAGGUCCGAGGGCACAGAUUAUGUCAUUCACGUACAGGCCAGUGAUUCGGGCAGGCCGCCCCUGUCGUCGAUGGCGAGCGUGUUGGUGCGUGUGAUAGAGGAGAGCGUGCACAAGCCAGUCGCGUCACCUUUACACGUGCACAUCGUGACCAUGGAGGACGAGUUUCCAGGAGGUGUGAUCGGUCAGAUCCACGCCACAGACCAGGACGCCUUUGAUAUUCUCACCUACGGACACACACACCAGCAGAGCAGCCUGUUCAAGGUGAGUCCUCGAGACGGUCGCAUCAUCGCUCUGAGCGGCUUGGACGCGGGCCGCUACAGUCUCAACGCUACGGUAACAGACGGCCGCUUCACUGUGAACGUGCCCGUGAGCGUGCAUGUAGAGCAGGCCUCGGCCGAGAUGCUCCACGAGGCCGUGACCAUCCGUUUCGACCGGGUCUCCCCUCACGACUUCGUGUCCCGUCACCUCCCCUCGGUCAGACGCGUCCUGUCCAGUGUGAUGGCGACGCCGCGGGCCGACGCUCUGCACGUGCUCAGUGUGCAGCCGGUGGAGUCCACGGGACAGCUGGAUCUGCUGGUGGCGGUGGAGACGGUGGACGGCGGUGGGUUCUACAAGGCAGCGCUGGUGACACAGAAGCUGAGCUCGGCGCGCAGACAGCUGGACCAGGUUCUGAGAGUCUCAGCGGUUCUGGAUAAGAACUGCUCGGGUCUGGACUGCAGAGAGGCUCAGUGUGAACAAACCAUCACGCUGGACUCACACAGUCUGCUCACAUACAGCUCCACCAAAACCAGCUUCGUGUCGCCCAAGUUCCACAGGAACACGCGAUGCGUGUGCAGCGACGGGAGUUGUUCUGCUGCGUCGGAGGUGUGUGUGGAAAUGAGAUGUCCCGGUGACAUGCAGUGUGUGGGAACGGACAGCAGCAGGGGGCCGUACGCGUGCCAGUGUCCCCCGGGCAAACUGGGAGAGUGUGCAGGACACACCUCUCUGAGCUUCUCUGGGAACAGUUAUAUCAAGUACAGAGUGACGGAUGGAGAGAGGAGCGGAGAGAUGAAGUUAGCGCUCCGCAUCAGAACGCUGCAGAGCAAGGGAAUCAUUAUGUACACGCGUGCAGAUCCGUGCAGCGUGCUGAAGAUCGAAGAGGGAAAGCUGUGGUUCCAGCUGGAUUGUGGCAACAGUCCCAGGAGCAUGGGGAUCUCCGGCCGUCCGGUCAACGACGGGAGCUGGCAUCACGUUAUCCUGGAGCUGCGAGGAAACUACAGCAGUCUUUCUCUAGACGACAUGUACGUGGAGCGGCGUCUGGCCACGACCAAACACCGACCACUGGGAGCAGAUUUGUCCAUUUAUUUCGGAGCGCAGGUGUCACCCCCGGACGGCCGUAGCUUGACGGAAAGAAAGGGUCCGCGGGUCACCAACGGCUUUCAGGGCUGUUUAGACUCCGUGGUUCUGAACGACAACGAGCUCCCGCUGCAGAACAAGCGCAGCCCGUACGCAGAGGUGGUGGGUCUGACGGAUCUCAAGCUGGGAUGUGUUCUCUAUCCGGACGCGUGUGCCGCUCAGCCCUGCCUCAACAGCGCCACCUGCGUCAGCCUGCCGUCUGGAGGUUAUUCGUGCAGUUGCAGCGCUCCGUACACCGGAGGACGCUGUGAGACCGAGAUCAGCGUCUGUACACCGAGCCCGUGUCAGAACGGAGGUGUGUGUAAACCCAUCGGGAACGCCUUCAUCUGCAGCUGCAAGAGAGGAUACACCGGCGGGACCUGUGAAGAGGACGUGAACGAGUGUGAACGCGAGCUGUGUGAGAACGGCGGUGUGUGCGUCAACACUUUCGGCUCCUUCUACUGUAACUGCACGCCAGGUUUCGUGGGCAGCGCUUGCUCUGUUCGUCCUGUGCUUGUUCCGGAUAUGCAGGCUGGCCACGCCUACGUCGGGAAGGAGGAGCUUAUCGGCAUCGCCGUGGUGCUCUUCCUCAUCCUCAUCCUCAUCCUACUAUUCAUCGCCUUUCGGAAAAAGGUCUUCCAGAAGAGCUAUUCCCGGAAUAACCUUUCCAUGGUUCAGGAUCCGGCUACGGCCGCCCUGCUGCACAAAGCCAACGGUGGCCACUAUCCGCCGCUACGCUGCGCCAUCGGAGAGCCAAUCAGCUUGUACAUGGAAGGAAGUCUGUCUGGCCCUCCUCAGGUUCCCGUCCGGCCAAUGGCGUACACGCCGUGUUUUCCCGGAGACGCUCGGGGGACCCUGGAGAAACGGCAAGGGGACAGCCGAGGCCCGGAGCUGACGGAAAUGAGCACGUUCCAUCCGUCAGACUCGCCGCGGAUUCUGGGCGGGACCAACAGGAGGGGCGUGGUCGUGUGCAGCGUGGCGCCAAAUUUGCCACCGGUUUCACCGUGCCGGUCUGACUGUGAUUCCCUACGGAAGAGUCCCUGGGAAGAGGAUGGGAAAGUGGAUUUGCUGGAAGAGGUCACAUGUUUCUCUGGCAGUAACAAGGGCAGCAACUCGGAGGUCCAGUCACUGAGCUCCUUUCAGUCGGAUUCCUGUGAUGAUAACGCUUCCAUAGUGACGGUAAUUCGGCUGGUCAAUGAUGCAGUCGACACGAUUGAGAAUGAAGUGUCCGUUAUGGAUCAAGGUCAAAACUUCAACAGAGCAUACCACUGGGACACUUCUGAUUGGCUGCCGAGCACACGCUUACCAGACAUCGAGGAAGUCCCCACCUAUGAGACGGGUGGUGGUGUGGCCUUAGAAUCUGACUAUUACCUUGGCGGAUUCGAUAUCGAUAGCGACUACCCGCCUCCUCAGGAGGAGGAGUUUAUGUCCCAGGACCAGCUGCCUCCGCCCCUUCCCACUGAGGAAUACGACACCUCACCCGCCAAUCAACCCGUUUCCAGGGAGAGCACUCUGAGCGGGGACCGCAAGCCCCGCCCACACUUUCACCCCAGCCAAUACCUGCCUCCGCAUCAGCUGCCACUCGGCUCUGCGGGGGAGGAGUUUAGCACUUUUACAAGCAGGGAGGAGCGUCUGUCCGUCAAUGCCUCCUCUGCCUCCGACGUAUCCUCUGUGCCCUGCGGGUUUGAAGACUCUGAGACGGGAGGAAGCUUGGAUAGUUUGGAGGACACGCACAUGCACCCACAUACACAGCAGACUGAGGUCUGACA
Molecule: messenger RNA, 14168 nt
Organism: Carassius auratus (goldfish)
Lineage: Eukaryota; Metazoa; Chordata; Actinopteri; Cypriniformes; Cyprinidae
Product: protocadherin Fat 3-like
Biological process (GO): homophilic cell-cell adhesion
Cellular component (GO): plasma membrane
Molecular function (GO): calcium ion binding
Source: RefSeq, a predicted model, not a curated record